Trametes versicolor FP-101664 SS1 is the source of this 973-nucleotide messenger RNA. Its product is annotated as hydroxyacylglutathione hydrolase. Bases 1 to 765 code for a protein of 254 amino acids. NCBI's taxonomy places the organism in Eukaryota, Fungi, Basidiomycota, Agaricomycetes, Polyporales, Polyporaceae. The record is from RefSeq and is a predicted model, not a curated record. Gene Ontology annotation, molecular function: hydroxyacylglutathione hydrolase activity. The transcript has 6 exons.
AUGAAGGUCAUCCCCGUUCCCGUCCGCGAGGACAACUACGCGUACCUCCUCAUCGACGACGCCUCCAACAAGGCCGCCGCAGUCGACCCAUACAACGUCGACAAGGUUCGCGAAGCCGCAGACAAGGCCGGCGUCGACAUUGUCGCUGCCAUUACCACCCACCAUCACUUCGAUCACAGCGGCGGUAACCAGGCAUUCGCCGCUGCAUUCCCAAAUGCGCCCAUCUACGGCGGCAGCGAUAAGAUCCCGGCCCUGACGAAACUCGUCAAAGACAAAGACGAGUUUACGCUCGGGAACAUCAACAUCAGGUGUCUCGCCACCCCGUGCCACACGCAGGACUCUAUCUGCUACUACGUGACGUCCAGCUCGGGGGCUGCGCACCCGGGUGGGGUCUUCACGGGCGACACGCUGUUCGUCGCCGGCUGCGGCCGGUUCUUCGAGGGCACCGGGGCGGAGAUGCACGCCGCGCUGAGCUAUUUGGCGACGCUCCCGCCGCAGACGGUCGUGUACGACGGGCACGAGUACACGAAGGGCAACCUCGCGUUCGCGAAGCACGUCGACCCGGAGAGCGCGGAGGUCGCGCGCCUCGAGGGUCUGAUUAAGGCGGGUACCAUUCCGGCGGAGCGCACGACGGUCGGGGACGAGAAGGAGUGGAACCCCUUCAUGCGGCUCGAUUCGCCUGCCAUCCAGAAAGCCACUGGCGGCGGAGAGGCAGGCACCGCGAUGGACGCGCUUCGCGAGCUCAAGAACAACUUCCGGGGGUGAGCACGGCCCAGCCACCUAUAACAUUCACUGUUCGAGUUCUGAGAUCUGAGAGUUGAUGAUGCCGACCGGGGACCAGAGGGAAGUCAAGUUGUAUCACCAUCGCACACGCCGCAAACCCAAGCUGUAUAUUAGUGUCACUGCUCAGUGCUCACAUCUUCGCUGCAAUCUUUCAUGCGAAGCUUGAUAUCAUAUCAGAGGCACCUUGUGC